AUGACGGCGGACGAAAAGAACCAGAGCCAACAACAACCGCGCGACGACGAGGAAUAUGAUAUCGAGAUCCCUGCAGGAAUCGCACCAGAGGCCUACUACGACUCUCAACUCUCUCCUCUCCGUGCCUCCCUCCGUCGCUUCCUCCUCCCUUACAUCCGUGCUGAAACUCCCAUUCUCCAUUCCAUGCAGCUCAAAGUUCGUCACCCAAUCCUGGAUGUCUACUUUACGACAACGGCCUUCUCAGGCAACCAUACCUUCUUCAUGAUUGCCCUUCCUGUUCUCUUCUGGUUCGGUUUCUCAGAGAUCGCCCGCGGUUUCACACUUAUUGCUGCGAUGGGCGUCUACUGGGCUGGAUUCUUCAAGGACUUCUUGUGCUUGCCCCGCCCAUUGUCGCCACCAAUUGUUCGCCUCUCUCGCUCAAAAUCGACCUGUCUCGAAUACGGAUUCCCUAGCUCACACUCGACCAACGCCAUCUCUGUCGCCCUCUUCCUCUACUGCCAUCUCCUCACCACCGACCCCGCCUCUUGGAGCCCUUAUACCCGCGAACUCUCCAUCUUUGGAUUGAUCGUCUAUGCAGUCUCCAUUAUUUAUGGACGUCUCUACUGCGGAAUGCACUCUAUUACCGACUGCAUCGGAGGCACCUUGAUCGGACUCGGUAUUUGGGCAACGCAGUGGUCAUUCAGACACACGAUCGAGUACUACAUGGUCAGCCCUGUCUGGUGGGUCCCGCCCGUUGUGGUCGCUGCUGGAAUCUUUUUGGUCUCGAUUAUCCCUGACCCAGUCGACAACUGCCCGUGCUUUGACGACUGCGUGGCGUUUAUCGCUGUUCUCAUGGGCUUGAUCCCCGCCAGCAUCCACUUUGCCUCGACCUCGUACUCGUCCAACAUCCCUGUCCCUGCCACGAUCCCCUACAGCACCGAUCUCGGAUUCGUCAAGAGUGUUCUUCGAUUGGUCUUUGGUGUCGGAACAUUGUUUGUCUGGAGAUUGGCAGCCAAGAAGGCUCUCUACGUCCUCCUGCCACCCAUCUACAAGCUCUUCAGCUUGCCUUACCGACCCCAUUUCAUCCCCGCCAGUAGCUACAACACCUUGUCGACCUACCCCAUUGGAAAAGUCCCCUCGGUCAUCGAUCUGCCCAGUAUGACAGGAAGCGCCGAGAUUGUGGGCUUGCAGUCGACGAUGGAUGUGCACGAAAAGUUUUCGCAGGCUGCUCAAGCUCAGGCUCAGGACCAGGAGAGCGGGUUGAGGGCACGCAAGGGCGGUCAGCACUUUGAAUCGUUCAGUGAGGAUGAAAAGAGGGCUCUGUACCAGCACGACCGGGAGAGCUCUGUGUUAAGCAAUGGUACGACCGAGUGCGGAGACGACACCUGCCAGCAUCAGCAUGGUAAGGAGGGUAGUCGGUUUGAGGAUGAGGCAGAGGCAUUGUUGAGGGUCGAGAGGAUGCAUCCUCGCAAGAGUCGGUUUGAUGUCGAUAUUGUGUCGAAGCUUGUGGUGUAUGCCGGUAUUGGUGCCCUCGCCGUCGAUGGCAUCCCUAUUCUCUUCAGCCUCGUGGGCCUUGCCGCCGAGCCCGUCCGCUUCUAA
Messenger RNA from Linnemannia hyalina, 1578 nucleotides. The record is from the annotation of a GenBank genome assembly. Lineage: Eukaryota; Fungi; Mortierellomycota; Mortierellomycetes; Mortierellales; Mortierellaceae.